Electrophorus electricus (electric eel) is the source of this 3299-nucleotide messenger RNA. It is a transcript of the gene qsox2, whose product is annotated as quiescin Q6 sulfhydryl oxidase 2. NCBI's taxonomy places the organism in Eukaryota, Metazoa, Chordata, Actinopteri, Gymnotiformes, Gymnotidae. Gene Ontology annotation, molecular function: protein disulfide isomerase activity; flavin-dependent sulfhydryl oxidase activity. Gene Ontology annotation, biological process: protein folding. Gene Ontology annotation, cellular component: Golgi membrane. The record is from RefSeq and is a predicted model, not a curated record.
CAAGCAACAGUCUGUCUGAACGUAGAUAGCUAGCUAAUGUAGCCAGCUAGGUGUCUCGGGCUACAGGACUAUUCCUUUAUUAUUUCAAAUGGCAGUCCUAUUUUACUUAACAUGUAUUACUUUAACGGCUGUAUUUAUGUAUGGCCAGACAACCCGGUUAUACACUGAGGAAGAUCCACUGAUAAUCUUAACCAGCGAUACCCUGAAGCAAACCUUGCACAACUCCUCAACAGCUUGGCUGGUUCAGUUUUAUUCGUCGUGGUGCGGACAUUGUAUCCAGUAUUCACCGACAUGGAAAGCUCUGGCAGGAGAUGUAAGAGACUGGAUUCAGGCUAUCCGCAUUGGAGUUCUGGACUGUGCACACGAGAAGAACUUUGACAUAUGUAAAGAGUUUAGCAUCCACUUCUACCCCACAUUUCGGUACUUCAAAGCACAUGGCACUACAUUCGAUGUUGGAAAGACAUAUAAAGGUGCUGAUCGAGAGCUUCAGACGGUAAGACAGCUGAUGGUGAACUUCCUUCAGAACCACACCAGGCAAGACCGGCCUGCGCCCUGCCCUCCCCUGGAGCCAUCCGGAACUGAGGACAUUUUGUCCUUGAUGGGGUGGAAAUCGGAGCACUAUACUGCAGUUAUCAUAGAGGAUGGAGACUCCUAUGUAGGAAGAGAGGUAAUUUUGGACCUAAUGCCCUUUGAGCGUGUGGCAGUAAAGAGGGCGUUGACCUCAGAGAAGCGCCUGCUGGAGAAGCUUGGCAUCACUGUGGCCCCUGCAGCAUACCUCUUCCAUCCUAAUGGGACCCAUUCCAUCAUGGACGUGCAAAAAAGACUACGUUUUUUCUUCUCUUCCUUCCUCAAACUUCUUCCUGGAGUGCACAGGAAACCAGUGACCUCAGUCCAUCAGCCUGCACUGUCGGCCAAUAAAAGCCAAGGCAUCGGUGAGAUGUGGAAAGAGUUUGACAGGAGUAAAGUGUACAUGGUGGACUUGGAGUCUGGCUUGCACUACCUAUUGAGAGUGGAGCUGGCAACACACAAGACCUUAGAAGGAGAGGAGCUGAAAACCUUCAAAGACUUUGUUACGGUGGUGGCUAAGCUGUUUCCUGGCCGCCAGUCUGUGGUCAAGCUUCUGGAGACCCUGCUCGAGUGGCUGGUUAGUUUACCGCUGGACAAGAUCCCUUAUGAUGCCAUCCUGGACCUUGCCAAUAACAAGAUGCGGAUCUCAGGGCUGUACUUGAGCCAGCGUGUGCAGUGGGUGGGCUGUCAGGGCAGCAGCACGGCUCUGCGAGGAUAUCCCUGCUCCCUCUGGACCCUAUUCCACGUGCUCACCGUUCAGGCCGCCAGCCGGCCAGACGCUCUCGCCAACACCGCAUUGGAGGAAGAUCCGUUGGCAGUGCUUCAGACCAUGCGCCGCUACAUCGGAACUUUCUUCGGCUGCAGCGAGUGUGGCAGGCACUUUGAGGCGAUGGCCCAGGAGUCAAUGAGCCAGGUGAAGUCGCUAGAAAAGGCCGUGCUCUGGUUGUGGAGGAAGCACAACCAAGUUAACACCAGGCUAGCAGGGUCAAUGAGUGAGGACCCCAUGUUUCCCAAAACGCAAUGGCCCACGCCAGACUUGUGUCCCGCCUGUCACGAGGAGCAGGAGGGCCUCCACGUGUGGAACGAAGGCAUGGUGCUCACGUUCCUCAAGCAGCACUACGGCACCGCCAACAUCUCCCCCAAAUACACCAGCACCAGCCGCCCGCAGGCGGGCCCCCCCACCCCUGCCGAAGCCGCAGCUUCCACCCCAGCUGGCCUUCUCCCCAGAGGGCCGAAGCCAUUUCCCGAAGGCUCCCCCAAGCACCUGAGGCGGAUGGACCUGAUGCGUGGUGCUGGGGAGGGUGACGUAGCAGCCCAGAUGGAGCACAGGCCAGGAGUAACGUUCCUGGGGAUCGGCUUCUCCAGCGUGGACAUGAGCCUGUGUGUGCUGCUCUACGCCGCCUCCUGUAUCUUCCUCAUGCUCAUGUUUUUCUUCUUCCGCGUUCGCUCCAAAAGGUGGAAAGUCCGGAUCCACCGGCCUUAUGUAUAGCAAGCAGACACUACGUCCAGGACCUGUGCCAAGAGACUUGGGUAUAAAUAUAAGAAACAUCAGCCAAGGGUUGAAGGAAACUUUAAUUUAUUUGUUCAUGAACUUGCUGUUUUUUUGGUUGUUGUUUUUUAAGUUCUUUUCCCUGUGAAUAGACCAUGACCUCUUCCUAAUAGUGAACUUGAUUCAUGAUUGACUUGAUAUCCAGACCUAGCUGUAAGGUCAAUGGCUUGUUUGGUUUUGGAUCAUUUUUCAAUCCUACCACAAGCUUUUUCAGUCCCAUCACAAGGGAUUGUUAGAGGUGAAACUAUUUUAUUAGUAAAAUGAAACAAAUUUGACAACCAAUGUCAAAAAAAGUCUAUUUUUAUGAAAAUAUUAUGUAUAGCAAAGUUAUUUAUACAGAUUUUUAAUGAAGCAGAGUGUGCCCCUAAUUUGUCAGGAUUUCUACACUCUGCCACACUGGCCCGUAUUGCUUUUAAGGAAUUUCGAAACGCAGCCGAUAGUCUUGUUUAUGGCAUCACCUAAGGAUACCAUCUGAGCUGCUAGCCCUCAAAUCAUUGUCUUUAAUUAACAUCAGAAAAAAAAAAAGAUUUUGCUUAUCAAACUUCUAGACAUUUAUGAUUAGUAGUCUAGCCUACAAGGACCACUGGCCUCUUUUGAUAAUUGCUUUCAUUGAACCUCAUUAUUAAUUCAGUUCAUGUAGUGAUCUGUGACGUGGUGGUGUUCUCAGAUCUGUGCUAGACUGCUGGACCAUGUAGCAGACUGACUACUCUGAUGCUUUUUUUUAAUCACAUAACAGCUCCUAUGUUUGUCACAGUUAUUAUUUCUUAAUGCUUACAUGGGAAGUGCAUUUCUUGAACAUUGACACCAUUCACUACAAUUGAUUUUGGUUUCUGUGCCCAAAUUGUAUUUUUAGCUUCUUUUUGUCACAGCUACUGCGCAGCUUGAAGGACAGAGAUCCGCUUGAUAUUUGAAAUGUUGAUAUGAUAUUUCACUGAGUGCACACUGAAAUUAUAAAUAUGGAAAUGGAUAGUCUCUUAAUGUAUCUCAUAAGGAUCAGGACUAAUGAGAAUUGUUUUAUUCUUUCUUUGUUGAAAUGACUGGUGAACCAGAAGCAUUUGAGCUUUAAAUACAUAUUUCUUUAAAUGUUUUAAUUUUAGUAGUUGCUGACAUAAUGCACAUUUUGCGUAUUUUAAUGCAGUAAUACAGAUUUAAUAUGAAAUUAAAACUUUGUACUUGAAAGUGA